CGAUCACCAUCAUCCCGCUCAGUCUUUCACCUUUAACCAUUUGCCGGGCCUUCAAGUGGUGCAUGUAUGAAGAGAUUGUCGUCGGAGUAGUAACCUAUGCCAAGUGUUUAUGGUGUCCAUACAUAUUUGAAAAUUUUAAUACAUUCUGUGUCAUUUGAUGGCAAUUACCCUAAAGGCCUGCGUUUUCUUCACCAAUUCAAACAAAAGAAACCCAGUAAACAGCCUUAUAGAAAGAUUACAAAACGAGUAGCACAAGAAGAUGUGAACCCAAAGGUUUUUAUGAGGGAUAAAAUUGCAAACGUAUACUCAAUUCUUAAGUAUUCAUCUUGGGAUUCUGCUCAGCAACAGAUAGAAAAGUUGUCUCUAAAAUGGGAUUCUUAUACGGUCAAUCAGGUUCUAAAGACCCAUCCUCCGAUGGAAAAAGCGUGGUUGUUUUUCCACUGGGUUUCCAGAACAAAAGGUUUUAAGCAUGACCAUUUCACUUACACUACUAUGCUAGAUAUUUUCGGAGAAGCUAAGAGGAUUGAGUCUAUGAAGUAUGUUUUUGAGCAGAUGAAAGAAAAGAGCAUUAAAAUUGAUGCGGUGACUUACACUUCAAUUAUGCAUUGGCUUUCUAAUUGUGGGGAUGUUGAUGGGGCUGUGAAGGUGUGGAAAGAAAUGAAAGACAAAGAGUGUUAUCCUACAGUUGUUUCAUAUACAGCUUAUAUGAAGAUUCUUUUUGUUAAUAACAGAGUUAAGGAAGCCACAGAUGUGUAUAAGGAGAUGCUUCGAGCUGGGUUGUCUCCUAAUUGUCACACAUAUACUGUACUAAUGGAGUACCUCGUUGGGUCUGGAAAAUAUGAUGAAGCCCUUGAGAUUUUCAGCAAAAUGCAAGAAGCUGGGGUACAGCCUGAUAAAGCUGCAUGUAACAUUUUGGUUGAGAAAUGCUGCAAAGUUGGGGAAACAAGGGCAAUGAUCCAAAUACUCCAGUAUAUGAAAGAAAACUGUCUAGUACUCCGUUACCCUGUAUUUCUUGAAGCUCUUCAAACUUUAAAAGCUGCAGGUGAAACUGACGUCCUCCUUCGGAAAAUCCAUCCUCAUUUUUCCACCGAAUUUAUUAACGGUGAGAAGGCUGUUGAGUUUGCAAGAACUGAUGCUGAAGUUCCUUUAUCUUUAGAUGGAGGUCUUUUAUUGUAUCUUUUAAAAAAGCAGAAUCCUGUUGCCAUCGACCAUUUACUUACCCGAAUGAUGGAUAAAGAUAUACAGUUGGAUUCUGCCAUUAUGUCAACCAUAAUCAAGGAGGCCUGUGAUUCUGCCAAACCAUAUGGUGCUUUGCUGGCCUUUAAAUACAGUUCAAAGUUAGGAUUAAAUCUUGAGAGAAAUGACUAUCUUGCCUUGCUAGGCAUCUCAAUAAGAUCAGAUACAUUGUCAGAGGUGGUGGAGAUUGUUAAGGAAAUGACCAAAGCUGGACAUUCUCUUGGGAUGUAUCACCGUGCGCUUUUAAUAUAUAGGCUUGGGUGUGCUAGAAGACCUGCUUUUGCUGCAAAGAUUUUUAAUUUGUUGCCAAAGGACCAGAAGUGCACUGCUACUUUCACUGCUCUGAUAGGUGUCUACUUCUCUGCUGGAAGUGCUGAUAAAGCGCUUCAAAUUUACAAAACCAUGCAAAACAGAGGGAUUCAUCCUUCCUUAGGCACAUACAAUGUUCUUGUUGCUGGUCUUGAAAAACUUGGCAGAGUAAGUGAUGCAGAAACAUUUAGGAAGGAAAGGAAAACCAUGCAGGCUGAUUCUCAUUCCAGGGAUACUGCCCCUUUCGAAGAAAAGAUAUGUGAUCUUCUAUUUGGUGGAGAUGUGGCGUCUUGACACACUAUUUGGACUUGAGUAUCCCCGUAUUUACGACACGCUGAGAAAAUGGCGACUACUACUUUAUGAAGCACAGGAAGACAAAUGUGGUACUACACAGCAUGACAAUCAUGGCAAGGAGAAGAGCAGAUUACUUUAAAUUAUUGAUAUCUUUGUAAAAGCAUAAUUUGCAUUCCUGGUAUGAUUCUAAUUAAUUAAAAAAAUUCUUUUGAUCC
Mangifera indica (mango) is the source of this 2054-nucleotide messenger RNA. RefSeq names its product pentatricopeptide repeat-containing protein At2g01390. The record is from RefSeq and is a predicted model, not a curated record. Gene Ontology annotation, molecular function: protein binding. NCBI's taxonomy places the organism in Eukaryota, Viridiplantae, Streptophyta, Magnoliopsida, Sapindales, Anacardiaceae. The transcript has 2 exons. Bases 97 to 1839 code for a protein of 580 amino acids.